AUGACACCUAUUCAAUAUAGCUACCAGAUCCACCAUUUCAGUAGCAAUAAAAUGGCUUACUUGGUACGAAAACUUUUGGGGUUAUUGCUGUGCCUAAAGUGUGUGAUAGAGUUACAGGACAUCAACAUUGGAAUUGUGGACUACUGUGAAAUGAAGACUCUGAGCCAGACCAAAAACAGCUUUAUAAUGCGGUAUAAUUUCAACAAGCCCAUGAUGAAUAAUAUAUGGUUCUUGAUAAAUCUAAUGACAAGAAGCAGUGAAAACCACAAUGGUGAAUCGAUAUGGCAGCCUUACCUAUAUCCCACCAAUAUUGACCUGUGCCGGGUCAUGAAGAACCGAUAUAACCACGUGGCAAAAAUGGUUUUGGAUCUCAUUAAGGGUCACUCGAAUCUAAAUCAUAGUUGCCCAUAUUUGGUGAUUCUUCUCUCAAAGGAAAAAUACCUUGCCAUCGAUGACAUCACCAAUACAGAGAUUUCCACCAGGCUGCGUGGCAUCCCAAUGGCCAAGGGAAACUACUCCUUGUACGCCAAAUGGAUUAGAGAAAACAAAACGUUAGUUCAGACAAAUUUCUACUUUGAGGUUUUGAGUAAUUAA
Drosophila kikkawai is the source of this 594-nucleotide messenger RNA. The record is from RefSeq and is a predicted model, not a curated record. NCBI's taxonomy places the organism in Eukaryota, Metazoa, Arthropoda, Insecta, Diptera, Drosophilidae.